AUGAAAUAUUUCUCUGGGCUUAUUUACUUUUUUAUUUCGAUAGGGUCUAACACUGAAAGGAGAAAAUCAUAAGUGGAUUAUGGUAAUAUGGGGGUGAUUGUCUACUAUUUAAUAUAAUUGCUUGGUUAAGUUUUUAGUUAAUUUGAAAGCAAAUCCAUAGUUUUUUUUGAGAAUGAUUAUUUGGCUAAAAUAGGAUAAUAUUCUUCAAUCCCAUUUACCAUGAUAGUCAUUCAUUAUGAUCCAAUUACAAAAAAUUAUGUAUUAUUGUAUUUUUGGGGCAAUAUAUUCCAUUUAUGCAAUAAUAAUUUUGUAAAUUACAUUUAAAGUAUUAUCAUCAUUGUAUUAUAGCAACUAUCAACAAAUAGUUUUGUUAAUAGAUUUAUAAGAUUUUAUUUUAAGAACUUUUGAUGGUACUUCUUAACACCAUUUCAUGA
Paramecium primaurelia is the source of this 434-nucleotide messenger RNA. Lineage: Eukaryota; Ciliophora; Oligohymenophorea; Peniculida; Parameciidae. The record is from the annotation of a GenBank genome assembly.